This is a messenger RNA of Vitis vinifera (wine grape), 2445 nucleotides long. Its product is annotated as probable apyrase 7. The coding region runs from base 567 to 2249 and encodes 560 amino acids. The record is from RefSeq and is a predicted model, not a curated record. The transcript has 2 exons. Gene Ontology annotation, cellular component: membrane. Gene Ontology annotation, biological process: nucleoside diphosphate catabolic process. Lineage: Eukaryota; Viridiplantae; Streptophyta; Magnoliopsida; Vitales; Vitaceae. Gene Ontology annotation, molecular function: nucleoside diphosphate phosphatase activity.
AUUGUUACAUGAUUUCCAAAAAAAUUGCCGAACACAAUGUCACUCUAAAAAUGGCUGGCCAUAAUGGUCAUACGCUGUUUGGAAGGCGAGAAAGAGAGAGGGAUCUCCCUUCUUUCUCACAGGGGAGGGAGAGAGAGUAGGCUGUAGUCAAGUUUUUAGGGUUUGCAGAGACGACCAAGGUGCGUCGAUCCCCUUUCAGCAUCUCUGAUUGAGUCCACGCAUCUUUCAAAAGUGUCAGCUUCAUGUUGCAUAUUCGCUAGAGUCUUUGAUUCUGUCUGAGAUUCAAACUCCACACAUAUUCAAUCCCAGUAAUGUCCAUGGAUCAAAGUUCAAAGAUGAAGGGUUGUUCUUCAUCAGGGCUUCAAAUCAUCAUUUCCACAAUAAUCUCCUGCAAAUCUGUGCUAUUGUGUGAUUCACUCUAAGAGCGAAUAGAGGAAAUAGAAAGUUGUGGGAUUUGGAAACACUAGACACUUGUGCUGAUUGUGUAGAGUGUCUUUUUGUUCAAAUCUCUAGGGGUUUUGCAGGCAGAUAAGAAGUAGGGAUUUAUCCAUGUUGGUGUUUUGGCGAUGGAACCCAGGUCGCCUUCCAAGUUUAAAAUUCCUAUCAUGGGAUUUGUUCAAUAUAAACGGGUCUUCAAUAUUGGUAUCAUAGUUCUGGCCGUUGUGCUGUUACUGGUUGGUGUUUAUCAUGUAUUUGGACCGGGGAGAGGUGGCAAUGUGUUGGGAAGGCCUUACUUUACUGUGGUUGUGGACUGUGGAAGCACAGGGACGAGAGUGAAUGUGUAUGAGUGGGUCAUGAAAGGUGAGAGGAACUGGGAGCUGCCUAUGUUGAUGCAUUCAUAUCCCGACUUGUCAACCAAGAGUCCUCUUUGGAAAGGUGCUUGUCAGUACCAUUGCUUGCAAACUGAACCUGGGUUAGAUAAAUUUGUUGGUAAUUAUUCAGGGGUGAGGGCGUCUUUGGAGCCAUUGAUUCUUUGGGCUGAGCAGCAGGUACCACCUGAAAGACGUGGAGAGACUCCGGUUUUUGUUCUAGCUACUGCUGGACUAAGGAGGCUGGAUGUUGUUGAUGUUAAGCAAGUUUUGGAUGAUGCAGAGGCUGUUGUGGGAAAGCAUGCAUUUUUGCAUAGGAGAAGUUGGAUCAGGGUGUUGAGUGGAAAAGAAGAAGCUUACUAUGGUUGGAUUGCUCUGAACUAUAAGAUGGGGAGACUUGGAAAUAAUUCAAGGUUGCCCACUUUGGGACUUCUGGAUUUGGGUGGUUCAUCAUUGCAGGUGGUGAUGGAGGUAGGUGAAUCAAGAGAAGAUGGGCACUUGGUCAGAUCAAGGGUUGGCUUGUUUGAACAUCGAAUCUUGGCAUACUCAUUGACGGAAUUUGGUAUAAAUAAGGCAUUUGAUAGGACAGUUAGUAUGCUAAGCCAAGUGCAACCACUCAGAGAAGGUUCUGGCCGUAAACUGGAACUCCAGCAUCCUUGUCUUGGUUCUGAUUAUGUGAACAAUUACACCUGUGAUGGUUGCAUUUUUUCAAAUGCUACUGACUCGAAUAGUUCUCAGCCCAUGCGAAAUCAUCACUUCACUUCUGUGUAUCUAGUUGGAGACCUGAAUUGGGAGCAAUGCAAAGGACUUGCAAGGACUGCUGCAAUACAUUCAAGCAGCUCAGAUUGGUCCAACCUAACACUUGCUUUAAACUGCAAAGCACACUUGCCUUCUCAUAGUGGCAGCAAUAUACUGAAUUCUAAAGCCACCACCCAUGCUGCUGCAUGCUUUCAUGCUUUGUCUGGAUUUUUUGUUGUUUACACCAUGCUGAAUUUGAGUCAAAGAGCCAACAUGACAGAAAUUUGGGAGAGAGGCCAGCUACUAUGUUCAAGAUCAGAUGCUCAUUUUGGCAGCAUUUCCGGAAAUUAUGCUAGGCAGUUUUGUUUCAGUGUGCCCUAUUUAGCUUCACUCAUUGAAGAUGGUCUAUGUCUUGGUGAUGCAGAAAUAAAUUUUGGCCCGGGAGAUGUUUCUUGGACUUUAGGAGCUGCCUUGGUUGAAGGGGAAUACUUGUGGCUAAGUACCACUAAUUCUCGGUUGAGCAUAUCAUCCUUGAAAAUAAAGUCAGUCUUAGCAUCACCAUUUUUCCUAUUUAUUUUGCUUCUAGGUCUUCUUCUCAUUGUUUACUGUAGUCAAAUUAAGCUGCCUAUGCCCGGAAAAAGAGGUGCCGGUGUUAGAUCAUCCUUGCCAUCCUAUAUCUAUCCAAAACGCAGGCCAAACUAAUCUUUGGUUUCUGCAUUUUUGAUUGUUUGUUCUUAUUGUAAGUGCAAUUCAUUUAUUCUUUGUAAGUUAGAGUUACAUAAAUCCAUUUUAGAUUAUUAACUUGUAUGUUUGUCACUAUAAGACAAAAAGCUAUGUUGUACUCCUGGUUGGAUUCUAGAGUUUUCUUCUUGGAUGAUAGCUUUUAUUCUUCUGUGUC